This is a messenger RNA of Oncorhynchus tshawytscha (Chinook salmon), 2598 nucleotides long. RefSeq names its product perforin-1. Lineage: Eukaryota; Metazoa; Chordata; Actinopteri; Salmoniformes; Salmonidae. Gene Ontology annotation, biological process: immune response. Gene Ontology annotation, cellular component: membrane attack complex. The record is from RefSeq and is a predicted model, not a curated record. The coding region runs from base 245 to 2170 and encodes 641 amino acids. The transcript is spliced from 8 exons.
GAUGGCAGGAUGCACAUUGUGCGAUCGCAAAUAUACCACAGAAGAAUGUGAGGUUGCGAAAACAAUGCCUCUCUCUUUUCGAAGAAUGAUCUAUUCACUGUAUCCUAAUUUUGCCUUUGGCACCUUAUUUCAUAUAAUUGUACUUUUAGCCCGUCUAUAUCCCAAUGUAUUUCUGAUUUUAGAGGACUUCGGAGACAAAAUUGAGACCUAUUCUGUUUCAAAGAAAAGCUGACCCAACAACAAAAUGUAUUGGCAGAGGGAGGAAUCUCGAAACGACCGUUGGAAUAUAUAUAUAUUUUUUUUGAGGUCAUCGUCAGUCAUUAUCUUCUCCACACGCGCACAAGGUGGAGAAAAAGCAAGCCCUCAUGACAAAGACAGGACCCCCAAUGCAUUGGCUGGCAUACAGACUACUCUGGUGACCCUGCUAUGGCUGUGGGGAUGGUGGCUGACCCCCGUUCUGCCCUCGUGCACCACGGGCCGGCCAGCAAGGUGCAAGGCUGCCAUGUCAGCUCCUGGUACCAACCUGGCGGGCGAGGGUUUCAACAUUGUCACCAUGGAGCGCAAGCAGGCCUAUGUUGUUGAUGUGGACAACUGGAAGACCCCAAAUGGAGCCUGUACCCUCUGUGUUAACCCUUUCAUGGAGGGCCAGACUCAGAGGCUGCCCGCAGCUGUGGUGGACUGGCGUCCCUUGCAUCAGUGUCACAUGAAGUUGUCCAGCAUUGUCUUCGACUCCAGCGAGUCGUUUGUGAGCAGCAGCCAGACAGAUGUGGACGGCAGUUGGCAGAUUGGUCUGGACGUUAAUAUCCCCAACGCUAAUGGGUCGGCCAUGGUGGGGGGUACCCACUCCAGAGCUGCCAAGACGGUGAUGAGCCAGUCCAAGGAGGACAAGUACAGCUUCAUCAAACAGGAUAUACACUGCUCCUAUUACAGUUACCGACUGAUAGAGGACCCUCCCCUGCACCCCGAAUUCUCUCGCUCCCUGGGCAUCCUGCCCCCCCUCUACACCGACCAGACCAAGGCUGACUACAAUCGUUUCCUUGCGACCUUCGGUACCCACUAUAUCCGGAAGGUUAAACUGGGGGGGCGGGUGAAGGGCGUCACCUCACUGCGCGUGUGCAAGGCGGCCGUCAAUGGUUACAACGAGAACGAGAUCAAGGACUGCCUGGAGGCCGAGGCCUCUGUCGCCACCAACUGCGGAACAGCCGAAGCCAAUGCAGAGACAAAGUUCUGCAAGAGUGACCUCAAAAAACGUAACACCAGUGACACCUUCAGCAGUACCUUCAACGAGAGGUUUACCGAGGUGGUGGGGGGACAGACGGACGGAACGCCCGACCUGCUCUUCUCCAAGAUUGGUGAAAACUCCAAGGCCUUCGCUGAUUGGGCAAGUAGCCUGAAAACCAUACCUGAUAUCAUCAACUACUCUCUCCAUCCUCUCCACCUAUUGGUGAAAAAGGCCAGCAAGAGGGCGGGGCUGAAGAAGGCCGUGGAGGACUACAUCCUGAAACACGCCCUGUUCAAGCACUGCUCUGGGAAGUGCAAGGGAAGCUCCAGGUCCAGUACCCAUGACUCCUGUCAGUGUGUGUGCCAGACCAGUAAGGAGAUGACCAGCCAAUGCUGCCCGCAGGAGAAGGGCUUGGCUCACCUUACCGUCACCGUGAAGAAAGCCAGGGACCUCUGGGGAGACACCACCUCCCAGACCGACGGCUUUGUCAAGGUGCUCAUGGGAAAAGACGUCAAGCAGACCAGGGUGAUCCAUAACAACGACAACCCCAUGUGGAAGGAGGUCUUCAAAUUUGGGACAGUCAAGCUGUCCCUGGCCAGCGAGCUCAAGUUCACUGUAUACGAUGAAGACAAUUGGUCGAACGAACUCCUGGGUGAAUGCAAAGUCCAGCCCGUCAAAGCUGGGAUUCACGACGAUAUGUGUCCCAUGAGUCACGGCAGCCUGUUCUACUCCUACAAGGUCGACUGCGCCCCAGGGCUUCGGGGCCACACCUGUGGGGAGUACGCCCCUUCCGGGAUGAACUCUGACCUCUCUUACCUCUAUACCUCCCGCAACGCCCUGAACAUGACUCAGGAACUGCUGGCUCACAUCCGGAUGGGCCAGCCCCUAGGAGACCCUUUGACCUUCUUGGUGAAGCAGAGGGAUAAUGAUCACCCUGCCCUCAGUUAGCCGUGAUCAAAAUAUAUGCACUGUAAACCUUAGUCUGCCUAUCUAACCUUAAUGCAUACAAUUUCUAAUCGCUUGUUCUUUAAAAAAAUAUAAAUGUAACCUUUAUUUAACUAGGCAAGUCAGUUAAGAACAAAUUCUUAUUUAAAAUGGCGGCCUACCGGGGAACAGUGGGUUGACUAUCUUGUUCAGGGGCAGAACGACAGAUUUUUACCUUGUCAGCUCUGGGAUUCGAUCCAGCAACCUUUCGUUACUGGCCCAACACUCUAACCACUAGGCUAGUUUAAAGAUAGUGUUUUCAACAUGCAUAUGACACACUGACAUACAGUGCCUUCGGAAAGUAUUCUGACCUUUCGACUUUUUCCAAAUGUUGUUACGUUACAGCCUUAUUCUAAAAUGUAUUAAAUAAAAACAUCUCAACAAUCUACACA